AUGCAACAGGGGACUAUGCAACAGGGAACUACACUAAUCACAGUUACAGGUAUUGCAUGCAUCCUGGGGUCUGCCAUUGUACGUGGUGCACAUCUUACGUGUAUGUGUGUGCGUGUUUGUGUACUUCAUGUCACGCAGGUUGCCACAAUUGCAUUGGUGCCUCUUGCUAUGUACGGAUUCUCAUGUCACAGCGGCUCUUUGGCAGCAUCGCUCUUCUUGCCACGAUACACAACCGGUGUGGGCAUUAUGGCUUCUAUGGCCGACCUGCUUGCCAAGGCUGCCGGCCAGCCGACGGCGCAGGGAGCCAAGCGUCCUCGGUCGGCGGUCCCUGCCGCGGCGCGCAUGGACUUGAAUAGCAUCGUGGAGCGUACCCUCAGGCUUGGUUUGCAAACGGCAGAGAAAUCCGAGGCGACCGCUUGCGCUACCAAUGUUGUGUUUUUGAUCAAAAAGCCUCCCAAGCAGAAGGACUUGAAGGCUCACUUGGACAAAUGGUCGGAUAAUCUUCCAGUUUACGAGCAGGGUAAGGCCCGGGAGCAGCAUCCAUUGGGUGAGAAGCGUGUGUGGCUCUUCGCCGGUGUCGUCACCAAGUUGAAAAAGGACUUGUCGCAGGAGCCGGAGCAUGUACAGCAGGCGGUGGCUACCUUGGAGUCUAUUUCUGUACCACAGCUAGAGCGGUGGGUUGCCAGCAUGAAACCACGGUACGCUGAGCCCAAGGAUGGUAGGUCUUGGGUGCUUGAGCUUGCAGUGGGCAGUCUGUGCAGUGCGGAGUUUCGUAAGGCCUUGGACGAUCUUUGUUCUGUCGACAACGAUGAGUGGAAAAUUGCUCCUCACAGGUGGGGGCAGACUGGAUUGCACAAGGCGGCGUGGGAUGACCUGAAGAUGCUUUCCGCUGCUAAUCGCCAGUGA
Molecule: messenger RNA, 906 nt
Organism: Prorocentrum cordatum
Lineage: Eukaryota; Dinophyceae; Prorocentrales; Prorocentraceae
Source: the annotation of a GenBank genome assembly